Penicillium coprophilum is the source of this 1296-nucleotide messenger RNA. Its product is annotated as nitrilase. NCBI's taxonomy places the organism in Eukaryota, Fungi, Ascomycota, Eurotiomycetes, Eurotiales, Aspergillaceae. The record is from RefSeq and is a predicted model, not a curated record. The transcript has 2 exons. Bases 1 to 1296 code for a protein of 431 amino acids. Gene Ontology annotation, molecular function: catalytic activity.
AUGCCCUCCCUCACAGUAGCAGUCGCCCAAUCCCGCACACACAAUUCCCUACCAGAAACCCUCCACGCCCUCGAACGAACAACUGCCCUGGCCGCCCGCCGCGGCGUUCACCUCCUCCUCUUCCCAGAAGCCUAUCUAGGCGGGUACCCGCGGACAUGCACCUUCGGCUCCGCAGUGGGAAGUCGACACCCGCGCGGCCGGGAACAAUUCCUCGCGUACUUCAAGGCAGCCAUCGAUCUAGGCGAUACACCAGCCGGAGCCGGCGAUGAAUGGAUUGAACGCAAACUGGAUGUCGCAGAGGGAAAGAGGUUCCGGGGCGACGGGACGAGGGAGUUUCUUGAGCGUGUUGCGAGGGAUACGGGUGUAUUUUUCGCUACGGGGUUGGUAGAGAGAGCGGGGGGUAGUUUGUAUUGUGCUGUUGUUUAUGUUGAUCCUGUUAGGGGUGUUAUUGGGAAGAGGAGGAAGGUUAUGCCGACGGCUGCCGAACGCAUGAUCUGGGCCCAGGGCUCACCCUCAACCCUCCGCGCUGUAACAACAACCCUAAACGGUAUCCCACUGACCCUAGCAUCGGCAAUCUGCUGGGAAAACUACAUGCCCCUCCUACGUCAGAGUCUGUACUCCCAGAACGUGAAUAUCUAUCUCGCUCCCACGGCCGACGCCCGCGAUACUUGGCUCCCGCUCAUGCGCACCGUCGGCAUAGAAGGCCGCUGUUUCGUGCUCUCGGCGAAUCAGUGCGUGCGUCCCUCCGAGCUGCCGGAGUGGAUUACCGGACCAGGCCCGAAUCGGAAUUUAAAUCCAACAGGUCUGGAUCCGAAGACUUCUACGCAAGAUCCGGAAAGGAAAUUGUCUGUCACUUCUGAAGGUCCGCAUGAGAUUGUCUGGCCGCAGACUCAUGGUGAGGGACAGGGUGAGGCACAAGGUCCGUCGGGGAAUUCUUCCACAUCGAAUACUAAGCAGUCAGUCGCUACUUCGGGCUCGGAAUUGGAGUAUGUUUGUCGUGGUGGAAGUUGUAUUGUCUCGCCGCUUGGAGAGACUAUCGUCGGUCCGUUGUGGGAAGUUUGCACGGAUGACGUGUCGGAUAGUAGCGAUGCUGCUGUGACUGAUUGCGCGCCGGGAACAUCAGCUACUGAACCUCGGCCCGCUGUUGCGGCGGGUGAUGGACUAGCUAUUGCGCGUAUUGAUCUUGACGAUUGUGAGCGUGGUCGGCUUGACCUUGAUGUUGCUGGGAGUUAUUCACGGAAUGAUGCGUUUAAAUUGGAGGUUGAGGGGUUGGAUUUGGCGCCGCCGCCUUUGUAG